AUGUUAAAUAUGAUUAGUAUGAUGUUGAGGAAACUUCUUAAUUUCUUCAUUCAUAUUUAUCAUCACAGCGCGAUGUAACAUCGGAUCAUUCAAAACUCAAAAGUGAAUCUUACUAAAGAGUUCUUAGAGAAGUCGGUUAAAAAUCAUAGAAACAUGUGGGAUAGAAUUAUAGAAUAUUUAAAGGAUCCUCUGCUGGUUGUGAAGGUACAGAACUUUUUCGGUGUAAUCUACAAGAAAAGUAACCAGACCAAUGAAACUUCUAUAGUUCAAUCCGAUAGACAAGAAGCAGCGGAAGAAAUAGAUUUGAAGCAACACAAGAGGUUCCCUAGUGAUACAUCUGGAACGUCCCAGUCCUCUUGCGACACCGAUACGUCUAGCGAGACCCAAGAGGAAGUCUUAUGUCACGUAAACAAUAAGUUUUGGUACUACUUGUUCGUGCUGGGAACAGCUUUAGGUGAUGAAAUAUUUUACGCGACCUUCAUACCGUUUUGGUUUUGGAACAUCGAUGGAGCUGUCGGCCGUAGGGUGGUUUUAGUAUGGACUAUUGUUAUGUAUAUAGGUCAAGGUUUCAAAGACAUAAUAAGAUGGCCAAGACCCGGUUACCCAGUGAAGAAACUUCAAGAGAAAUGGGCUAUAGAAUAUGGAAUGCCGUCAACUCAUGCUAUGGUCGGUGUGUCAAUACCAUUCUCGGUACUGCUGUAUACCAUGGAUAGGUAUCAGUACCCGGUACAUUGGGGCCUGGUUGUCGCAGUAGCCUGGUGCACUCUGAUCUGUGUUAGCCGAGUCUAUUUAGGAAUGCACAGUGUUUUGGACAUAGCAGCGGGUCUGAUACUUGCUUCAGGAUUACUGAUGGUUCUGAUACCAUUGGUAGACAGAUUUGACCACUUCAUGCUAAUGUCAAAGUGGUGCAUACCACUGGUAGUGAUUCCUGUCUCCAUACUGGUCAUUGUAUUCUAUCCCCAAUCCGACAAAUGGACACCUACCAGGGGUGACACAACAAUGAUCGUGAGCGUCUGUGCCGGCAUUUUGACGGGCUCAUGGUGUAACUAUCAACUGGGGAACAUGGUGGCUUCAACCCAGGAACCUCCGUACGAGAUACAAGGCUUAUCGCUGGAUAUGUUCGGAUGUUUGUUACUGCGGACGAGUCUAGGCUUCUGUGGUGUGGUAGCAACCAGAGCGCUAGCUAAGUCAGUGUCUUACGCGUUCGUAUGUGCGCUGCUAGGCCGCGAUAAGAAUGAAUUACGUCAUUCUGCUAACACCCUUCAAAAUUGGAACAAAAUUGUAGUAGAGUGCAGUUAUAAAUACUUCACGUAUGGUCUUAUCGGUUUUAAUACGACAUAUGUGUUCCCAAAUGUUUUUGAUUUGUUGAAGAUCAACCGACCCACAUAUUACACAGAGAUAUAAAAAAUACUUUUUAUACAAAUGCUGCCAAAAUGUUCAUCCAAUAGUGUUAAUUUUUAGUCUAAUUUUAUGUUUUAUUGUUGAACAACACUGUUUCUAAUAAUAAGACACGAUUUUUUUGUUAUAUUUACGUGGCUUAGGUAUUUCAUAAUAUUUGUUUUUUAUGUUACUUGUUGUAAGUAUAAAAUAAAAAAAUAAAACUUCCUGCCAGGUAAAUUGCAGGGUUCCAAGUAGUAAUAGAGAAAUGUUUAAGGGUCCAGUAUACAAUUUGAGAUUGUAAAGUUUAUUAAAUAUUUAAGUGUAAUAAUUCUAAAUAUCAUUCAUUUCAUCAAAGGCCUAAUGUUAAUACAGGAACUUUAGGUAUUA
Molecule: messenger RNA, 1767 nt
Organism: Aricia agestis (brown argus)
Lineage: Eukaryota; Metazoa; Arthropoda; Insecta; Lepidoptera; Lycaenidae
Product: sphingosine-1-phosphate phosphatase 1-like
Exons: 4
Coding region: 154-1404 (416 amino acids)
Biological process (GO): sphingosine metabolic process; phospholipid dephosphorylation
Cellular component (GO): endoplasmic reticulum membrane
Molecular function (GO): sphingosine-1-phosphate phosphatase activity
Source: RefSeq, a predicted model, not a curated record